This is a messenger RNA of Orbicella faveolata, 747 nucleotides long. RefSeq lists its product as uncharacterized. Gene Ontology annotation, cellular component: cytoplasm; nucleus. Gene Ontology annotation, biological process: activation of protein kinase activity; regulation of mitotic spindle organization; regulation of mitotic nuclear division. Lineage: Eukaryota; Metazoa; Cnidaria; Anthozoa; Scleractinia; Merulinidae. Gene Ontology annotation, molecular function: protein kinase binding. The record is from RefSeq and is a predicted model, not a curated record.
UCUGGAGUCAAGUGCACUAACCAUGAGGCCACCACGCCUCCCUCCCUUCCUUGUCGAAAAUUACACUCAAAUUGAGGUCUUUCUCUUUCAGGUUCAACUUAUUACAACGAGGAUGGCCUCAAUGGCAGUAAAGACAUUUCACUUUCGUCCCUAAGGCGGAAGCUUUUCAUGCAAGUAGAAAACAAAAAUGAUGCUGAGAAGGAUCCACUGGAAAUAAAAUCCAUUUUAAAGAGCCCCAAAAGUCCUGUUUUGGUCACAUCUAGCCCAGUGUCUGACCAGUCAACACCAAAACAUGCAAUAAGGAACAGACAUUCAACCGCCAGCACCAUGUCAAGUCCAAACAUCUCUCCAAUAAAACCACUACUGUCUGUCCCUGAGACACCCACGUCCACCAGAAGGCCAUAUCUUUCAAGGCAGAGUCUGAGCCCAAUGGAGUGUUCAACAAACGUAUUUGAGUCAUCUGGGAUUGAAAUCAUAGGAGAUGCCCUUCCAGAUCUGUCUCCAAUAAAAGCAAAUUCAAGAACUGACAGCCACCACGUCCAAGAAAUGGACUUGGAAACUGGUAUGUCAUGUAACGUGCAUGAAGUGUCAAUUUGCUUACUCGAGGAGUCUGGGUUCGACAACAAUGUAACGCAUCGUUGGCCUUCCAGAAUAGCGUCUUUGACAAUUGCAAUANUGAAAUCUCAAGCUCAUAAUCUAAUAAACAAUCAGACUAUGAGCUCAAGAUUUCUAUUGUAUGAUAGUUGA